Messenger RNA from Elgaria multicarinata webbii, 2801 nucleotides. RefSeq names its product V-set and immunoglobulin domain containing 10 like (gene VSIG10L). The record is from RefSeq and is a predicted model, not a curated record. The transcript has 11 exons. The coding region runs from base 138 to 2288 and encodes 716 amino acids. Lineage: Eukaryota; Metazoa; Chordata; Lepidosauria; Squamata; Anguidae. Gene Ontology annotation, molecular function: protein binding.
CCUGCCGCUACCUGGUGACACCUGCCUGCCUUCCGGCCACACCAGAAGGGCCUUCCCUUCCCUGCGGCGCUCCGCCGAGAGACCUUCCCAGAUCCAAGCGCCCCACGUCUCGUCCCCUGUUGAGCCAGCCUGCUGGCAUGGUUUGCUGGCAUUCAGGCACCUGUCUCUCUUCAACCUUGGCCAGCUGGCUGCUGUUGCUGCUGGCCCCGCUCCUUCCUGCUCUUCCUUCACCUCCCCUGGCUGUACAUGUGGGGGAUCCUCUUUCUCUCCCUGUGCCGUUCUCCUUACCCUCUGUACAGAUUCAAACCACUAUUAUCUGGAGGAAGGAUGUGACCAUCCUGGCAAUGGGAUCCUUGCGUCCCAAUUUCACCGUCGUGGUAGCCCCCCGUUUCCAUCCUCGGUUCAGCGUGGACCCCGUGCGUGGGAACCUCAACAUCACUGAAGUGACAACCUCCGAUUCUGGCAUCUACACAGUGGAGGUCUUCCCGCUGGGCAGUUCCGUACAAAAGGAGAACAUCACUAUUAGAGUGUAUGAGGAUGUGGGCAAAGUCUCUGUGUCCCCACCAUCUGCGGAAGUGAUGGAAGGAGGCAUCUCAGUGGCCCUGAAUUGCAGUCCAGUCCGAGGCUCUGUCUCCUGGACCAAGAAUGGGCAGAGUCUGGUUGAAGAUCACCGAUACCUGCGCUCGGCUGGCUACUUGGAAAUCAAAGACCCACGACGUACAGAUGCUGGUGUCUACCGUUGUACCGUUUCCAACCCUUUUGGGAAUGGGACCGGCACAGCUAACCUUACGGUCUACUAUGGGCCAGAGACCCCAACAAUCACCAUCUCGUCAUCAGACCGGGACUCCGAUGCCGGCAGUUUUGUCCUAGUGAACAGUACUGUGAACUUAACGUGUCUGGCACCAUCGGAGCCUCCAGCAAAGAUCUACUGGAAUGUGGCAGAUGCUGAGGACCUCUUCGUGCCCUCCUUUCCCAUUCUACAGCUCCCUAGAGUGCAACUGAAUCAGGCCGGGCCGUAUUCCUGCCUGGCCAUCAACCAACACACCCAACAGCGUGUUCGAAACACUCGCCGUCUCAACGUUGCCCAAAGGCCCUCUGGGUCUCCCCACUGUUCCAUGACUUCAGCAGAAAAUGGAACCGCUUUGCUUUUCACCUGUUCCUGGCCUGGAGGAUCACCUGCGCCCCAGCUAAGCUACCGAGGGCUCCCAGGACACACGAAAGAAGCCAAUGCCUCCAGUUUGCAGCAGCUGCUGGUCUUUCCCCUUCCAACUGGGCUCAGUGGCAACAAGGUCACCUGCCUGGGACGCCACUUGGCUGGGCAGGCCAACUGCAGCAUGAUUCCAGAAGCCCCCUCGGGGGUCUCACUCUCGUUCCAGACAUCCGGCGACAUGGAAGGGCCAGUUUCUGUGCAGUUGCAUUGCCGGGGUACCUUCAACCCCGUGGAGAUUGACUGGUUUCGGGACCAUCGUUUGCCGAUUCCCUCCGGAGGUCAUUAUCACCUGAGCCCCGAUAGAACACAACUCACCAUCUGGAACUUCACUGCUCCGAAGGACCUGGGAGAUUACAGUGCCAUCUGCUCCAAUCCACUGGGAUCCCAGCACUCCAACCUCACCAUCCUCGGCCCUUCCAUCACCAACUGGACUCUGUCUUCUGGGCCCCAUCCUGGUUCUGCCUACCUGUCCUGGAUGAUUCCAAAUGGAUCUGUGGUGACCAGCUUCUGGAUCCAGAUGCAGGGCCCUAAGCAGUACCGUUCUGCUGAGGAAUGGAAGACAGUGGAAGUCCUGGGGGCUACCAACCGAUCCACCACUAUUACGGGACUGCAACCCCAAACUCCGUAUUCCUUCCAAGUUGUGCCUCAUUUGGGAUCCCAAGCUGGGAAUGCCUCUUCUGUUCAAAUCCUCCAGCCAGAGCGAAGUCUGAGUGCUGGUGCCAUUGCUGGGAUUGUGAUUGGCUCCAUCUUUGGGAUGCUUCUAAUCGCACUCCUGAUCUUCCUGAUCUGGCUGAUCUGCCACCGGAAAGCAAAUAAGAAGAAUGUUCCCCCAGUACCCCGACAACACUACCUUUCACGCCAGUUCCCAAACGGUAACAAGCUGGAGCCAAGUGACCUCUCUUGGGGCAAUCCUCGUUGGUCAUCAGGAGACUCGGACAUCUACGCCAUCACCUAUGAGGAACACCUGCGCAAAUAUGGCGCUCCGUCCACCUUGCCGGUGACUUCCAGGGACAGCAUUUUUCCUUCCCCCCCUGUGAAACCUCGCCCCAAGACUGUGCGCAGUGCUACCCAGGUUUGACAUUGUGAAGACCCAUCUUGUGACUUUGACUCAAGAGCAACCUGUAUGCCCAUCAUGGCCAUCAAUAUGGCACCUGGGGGUCUGGCCCACAGCGUCUUCAUCAAUAAUGAGACUGGGCCUUGGGUGCAGGAACCAGCGUUCUGACUUCCAGGCAUAAUCAUGGGAACUGAGCAUUCAAGGGGGGGGGACACAGCUGUUUUGAGCAGCACACCAGUUAACCCAGGUAAGGGGAGAGUUGGAGGGGACCCAGGCGGAUGGAAUUUUGUGUAGCUUGAAUAUGGAGGAUUAUUUCUGGGAUCUCUUGGAACAGAGUGCCCUACAAAGCAACCUGAGUUGAAGGCACAUACCGGAUCAAGCUGCUGAGGGCAAAACAGUAUAAAACAACCCAACCCAAACUCGCCUGGUAGCAGAAGAGGAGAGCACCGAUGCUGUACAAGAAGCAUUUGGGAUGGAAGCCGAUCGAGGCUGAGUCUUUGAGCAGAGCCUUUGAGUGGCUGGAUUAAAAUCUGCCUU